AUGAAGGAGGUAGUGGCAUCACGUCCUCCAAAGAAAGGAAAGAGGGUCGCCGAUGAAAGAAAACGACACCUCGAGGCUCAGGAAGCCAAGAGGGCCGUGAAAAGACGCAGAGCACCAUCAGAUACCAUCGUUGUAGGCGGCGGAGGUAGCGAAUACGAGUCAGACUCCGACUUGGAGUUGUAUGAGUCCACGCUCAAACUACAGUAUAAUACUGUACGGGGCUACGUCUCGGCCAUACAGAAGCUUUACGACGAGCAGAAGAGCCGGGAGUCAAUCCUGCGGCCCGGCCACAGGAGUGGCACUGAAGGCGCUCAAACGCAGCAUUCUUGCAACGACUUGGAGCCGGAAGAGGAAGGAAUACAUGGACAGGGGAGUUGGAACUCUGAGAGAUGUGUGGACUUUCUGCUCGGGAACCACAUGCUGCUGCGGUCCGGCAACCGCCUGCCGAUGGAAAAAGGCGGAAAGGUUUCCGUCUUCCAAAGAAGCGAAGACUGGUAUGAAACGAAGGUGCUCCGCCGAUCGGCGAAGGAGCCUCAAGCUCCGUUGUCGGGCCAGACUGCCCGAGAAUGGACGUCCAGGUUCUACAAGAAGGCCGGCAUCAAGGUCUCCAAGGUCAGCCACGCGCCUAGAGUGGCGGCGACGCAAAACGCCGACAUGGCCGGAGUGGAUGAAGGCCAGAUCCGCCGAGCCGAUCUCGGGGUGGAGCAGAACAUGGCCGCCGGCGCCUUCUUGGAACUCCUGGAGUGGCUUCGAGAGGUGCUCCUGCAGGACGCUGUCUUCCUUCGCGAGUCCUACCCCGACCAUCCUAUCUUUCAGGAUCCGGUCUUCUCUUGCCCCGAGUUUGAAGCGUUCGCCAGCAAAGUUCAAGACACAUGCACACGGGACCACGAAGACAGCCAUACCACGGUCAUUCAAAAAGCGAUCCCGGUGGUUGCGGAGAAGCUGCGCACAUUGGAUGAGUUUGCGCAGGCCACCUACACCGUCACCUUCAGCCCCGGCCAAGGUGCUGCAGGUCAACAUGCGGAGAUCGCGGGAGCUCAUCAACAGAGGCGCCGCGCUCCACGAGAGACGGUCCUCAGGUCCGAGAUAGGCCCUUCGCAAGCGGGCGAGAAGAAUUACUUUUCCACGCGCAAGAUCAUCGUCGAUGAGGCCAUCCGAAAGGACAGGCAAGGCGAAAAAGGGACACAAACAGGUGAUGUCAAGGGCAAGCGGGUAAUCGGCGGUAAUCUGCGGGGUAAUCCGCUGACCGCCCACCAAAGCCGGACCUGUGACAUCCACUUGAUGUCGAGCGCUGGUGCGUUCGCGCUGCUGCCGCUUGCGCUGCUGCUCAUGAUGUCUUAG
Molecule: messenger RNA, 1341 nt
Organism: Hirsutella rhossiliensis
Lineage: Eukaryota; Fungi; Ascomycota; Sordariomycetes; Hypocreales; Ophiocordycipitaceae
Product: centromere DNA-binding protein complex CBF3 subunit
Exons: 11
Coding region: 1-1341 (446 amino acids)
Molecular function (GO): DNA binding
Source: RefSeq, a predicted model, not a curated record